Molecule: messenger RNA, 933 nt
Organism: Dalotia coriaria
Lineage: Eukaryota; Metazoa; Arthropoda; Insecta; Coleoptera; Staphylinidae
Gene: Vps20
Product: vacuolar protein sorting 20
Exons: 3
Coding region: 136-783 (215 amino acids)
Biological process (GO): vesicle budding from membrane; late endosome to vacuole transport via multivesicular body sorting pathway
Cellular component (GO): ESCRT III complex; multivesicular body
Source: RefSeq, a predicted model, not a curated record
AACAAUGUAUAUUUAUUUAUUUGAUCAGAUCUAACCUCAAAGAUAAUAGAAAUUUUGUGGGGACGAGCGGUGGUGCUCUGCGUUUUCGAUACUAAAUUCUAUUUGUGAUAAAUUAAGCAGUGAUAUUUUUCCGUCAUGGGUAAUAUAUUCAAAAAGUCUAAAGUCUCUAGAAUCACAACGCAAGACCGGGCGGUGCUGCAAUUGAAACAACAACGAGAUAAAUUACGUCAGUAUCAACGGCGUGUAGAAACAUCUCUUGAAAAAGACCGGGUAUUAGCGAAGACACUGCUCGCGGCCGGCAAAAAGCCUCAGGCGUUACUCUUAUUACGCAAGAAGCGGUAUCAAGAAGGACUUCUUGAAAACACCGACCGCCAACUGCAUAACAUCGAACAGUUGGCUGCCGACAUUGAGUUUGCAUCAGUGGAAGUCCAAGUGGUUGAUGGCUUGAAAGCAGGCAACAAGGCAUUGCAAGACAUCAAUGCCACAAUGGAUCUUGAUGAAAUCGCACAGAUUAUGGAAGAGACGCAGGAAGCGGCCGCGAAGCAAGAGGAAAUCAACGCGAUGCUUAGCGGUGUGCUAACAUCGGAAGAUGAAGACGCCGUCCUGCAGGAGUUGGAUAAACUCAUCCAGGAGGAAGUGGACGAGCUGCCGGUGGUUGCCGCCAGUGGCGAUGUUGAAGCCGAAGAGGAGGAGGAGGAGAUCCUUACACUGCCGAUUGUUCCUGACGAUAAGAUUAGGGUGAAAGAGGAGCGCAACACGCGCCAACUCGAGGCCGCAUCAUAAUCCGGUACAAUGUGAUUUAUUUUUUAUUUUUUGGUUUAUGUACUACAUUAUGUAGUAAAUUAUGCAGACAGACGUGAAACGUACUUGCGCGGGAGAGUGUGUGAUUCUUGUACUAACAUUUCUGUAAGAUAAAUUAUACGUUUUUAUUAA